Rangifer tarandus platyrhynchus (Svalbard reindeer) is the source of this 1275-nucleotide messenger RNA. NCBI's taxonomy places the organism in Eukaryota, Metazoa, Chordata, Mammalia, Artiodactyla, Cervidae. The record is from the annotation of a GenBank genome assembly.
AUGGCCAUUGCGCACCUUGCCACCGAGUAUGUCUUCUCGGACUUCCUGCUGAAGGAGCCCUCGGAGCCCAAGUUUAAGGGGCUGCGGCUGGAGCUGGCCGUGGACAAGAUGGUCACGUGCAUUGCCGUGGGGCUGCCUCUGCUGCUCAUCUCGCUGGCUUUCGCGCAAGAAAUCUCCAUUGGUACCCAGAUAAGCUGCUUCUCCCCCAGCUCUUUCUCAUGGCGUCAGGCUUCCUUUGUGGACUCUUACUGUUGGGCGGCUGUCCAGCAGAAGGACUACUUGCAAGGCGAUUCUGGAAACCUUCCGUUGUGUCUGCAUAAGUUUUUCCCCUACAUCCUGCUGCUGGUGGCCAUCCUGCUGUACCUGCCCUCCCUGUUUUGGCGUUUCGCAGCUGCUCCUCAUGUUUGCUCGGAUUUGAAGUUUAUCAUGGAAGAACUCGACAAAGUUUACAACCGCGCAAUUAAAGCCGCGAAGAGCAUGCAUGACCUUGAUUUGAGAGACAGUGUCUGUCCAGCACCAAAAGUUAAUGAGAACACGGGGCAAAGUUUACAGGAAAGCCACUUCAGGUACCCAAUUGUGGAACAGUACUUAAGGACAAAGAAAGCCUCCAGACAUUUAAUCGUCAAGUACAUGAGCUGCCGGGUGCUGUCACUCAGCACGAUACUGUUAGCCAGCAUCUACCUGGGCUAUUACCUGAGCCUCUCCUCUCUCUCGGAUGAGUUCGUUUGCAGCAUCAAAUCUGGCAUCCUGAAAAAUGACAGCACUGUCCCCGAUAAGUUCCAGUGCAAGCUCAUUGCUGUUGGUAUCUUUCGGCUGCUCAGUUUCAUCAACCUCGUGGUGUAUGUCAUGCUGGUUCCGGUGGUGGUCUACUCCCUGUUUGUUCCCUUCCAGCAGAAGACAGAUGUUCUCAAAGUGUAUGAAAUCCUGCCCACGUUCGAUGUUCUGCAUUUGAAGUUGGAAGGGUACAAUGACUUGAGCCUCUAUAUUCUUUUCUUGGAGGAGAAUAUCAGUGAACUCAAGUCAUACAAAUGUCUUAAGGUCCUGGAGAAUAUUAAAAGCAGUUGUCAGGACAUUGACCCCAUGCUGCUCCUGACCAACCUUGGCAUGAUCAAGAUGGACAUGGUUGAUGGCAAAAGUCCCGAGCCUGUGGAGAUGAUGGCGGAGGAGCUGGGGGACCAGACGACAGAGCUGCAAGAUUUGAAUGUACACAGUGAAACAAAAAUAAAUAAUAGAGAGAAGAAUGCCCGACAGAGACUUCUGGAUACUUCUUGCUGA